AUGGAGUGGGCUUCCGAUUUUAAACCCCUCACACUGAUUGCUCUACACCCACCCGGAGUAUUUAACCUAGCCUGCCUAGUUCAUGGGCCCUGCAGAGCGAAAAACAAAUGCAUUGAUAACUCUGAUGGCACUUGCUCGGUGGAAUACGUCCCUCCAGUGCCGGGUGAAUAUACCAUUGGCAUCUGCUAUGGAAAGGACGAAGAUAAGCAGCACAUCCAUGGAUCGCCGUUCCGUGUCAUUGCCGAUAUGCCUAACGAUCCUUCCCGCAUUGCGGUCAGCGGGCUGCGACCAGAUACGUUAUUGGAAGCACGUGUUGGAAGUCCUGUUUCGUUCAGUAUCGACGCGUCGCAGACUGAAGAAGCUCCUAUCAGUGUCACUGUGCCACCCAUUUAUCAACAACCGUUGUUGGAGAGGGAAAGAGGCUCGAAACGUCUGUAUCGCGCUCGUUUCACUCCUGUCGGUGAACCUGGAUCAGUGAUACCGGUAGAAAUCAUGUACGAUGGUAAACCAAUUCCUAGCAGCCCUUAUCGUAUCAAACUGCUUCCUGAGACUGAAGUCAACAAAGUAAAAGUUUGCGGAUCGGAUGGCUUAUCGGGUCCUCUGGAUAUCGUUGCGUCGCGACCGAGCACUGCUUGCUAA
Molecule: messenger RNA, 639 nt
Organism: Ostertagia ostertagi
Lineage: Eukaryota; Metazoa; Nematoda; Chromadorea; Rhabditida; Trichostrongylidae
Source: the annotation of a GenBank genome assembly